AAAAACUCCCAUCCAACCCUUUAGGUGGCAGGAAUGGACGCUCUGAGCUUGUGAAGCCUUUUAGUUCAUGUGUGUUUUUUAUGACGCUGCAACUGCUCAUUCUGGCUUGGCUGGUUCUGAGGAAGGAGGCAGAAAGCAGACAGGAGCGGAAAAAGAGGAUCCAAUAAGUUUUUUUCCUCCUACUUCACUGCUGCACUCAAUGUUGACACAUUGGAUAUCUGUGAGCAACGUUUGGGAACCAGUGAGAACCUGUGUGUGCUCUAGACCACAGCACCAGCAGGAUGAACUGGUCCGGACUGGAGAAUCUGCUGAGUGGAGUCAAUAAAUACUCCACAGCCUUUGGGAGGAUCUGGUUGUCCAUGGUGUUUGUUUUCCGUGUGCUGGUGUUUGUGGUGGCGGCCCAGAAAGUGUGGGGAGAGGAAAGCAGGGACUUUGUGUGCAACACUCGACAGCCUGGCUGUACCAACGUCUGCUAUGACCACAUCUUCCCCAUCUCCCACAUUCGUCUGUGGGCGCUGCAGCUGAUCUUUGUCACCUGUCCGUCUCUUAUGGUGAUGGCUCAUGUCAAAUACCGUGAGGGGAAGGAUAGGAAGUAUGUUGAGGUGAACCAUGGCUCCCACCUUUACGCUAACCCCGGCAAGAAGAGAGGUGGUCUGUGGUGGACAUAUCUAAUAAGCUUGGUCUUUAAAGCUGGAUUUGACACAUCAUUUCUCUAUAUUCUGUAUCGGAUCUACCAUGGAUAUGAUCUCCCCAAACUUUCCAAGUGUUCCCUGGAACCUUGUCCCAACACCGUUGACUGCUUCAUCAGUCGUCCAACAGAAAAGAAAAUCUUCAUGCUCUUCAUGGUUGUGUCCAGUGCAAUCUGCAUCUUAAUGUGCAUCCUUGAGAUGAUUUAUCUUAUUGGCAAGCGCAUCUUCAAAGUGAUAAACAUCCAAAAUGAAAACCAGAGGCUUGUGGUCACUGACCAACAUGAACUCACUACCAUUGCACCUCCCAGAUCCCAGUACUGUAGGGUGGAUCCGACAAUAGCAGAGAGCCAGCUGAGUUUAAAUAAGAGGGAGAAGACUAGGGAACAACAAAAAACUACAGUGCUGUAGCAUGAAGAUUGGUGACAAUCAGGAAGACUGAAUUAAUGGUUGAUCAUGUGAUCAAGAAAAACAGAAACAUUAAGGGUUUCCUUUGAGAGUAACUUCUGCUUCUCAGGACUGCAAGACAAAGUCCAGUACCUGAGACCCAGAAACCCUGAACAAUAUGCAGGUUAAAAUAUCAGGGCAAUUAUUACGGUUAACUGGUCCAGGAAUCUCUUUUUCUUGGCUUGGGGUUUUGUCUCCAGCUGAUGGGUACAACUGUAUAUGUUACUUAUAGUUUAGUAGUUAUAUUGUCCAAUCAGAGACAGGUUCUGUUGCAGGUACUAUGGUGGAGCAGUUCAGCCUCUGGAUGCAAUAAGGAGUUUUAGCAGUUUAGCGUAUUAGAAGCAGAUAACUUAAGAGUAUUUUUAUAGACAACAAAAACAGUUAUCUUGGAACUGAUGUAUAUCAUGGACUCUGUAUACUGCAGACUGUAUCUUCAUUGUUCAGCAAGACUGGAGGCCCCAACUGCAUGUUCUCCAGUUUGGUGGAGAUGUUAAAGGUCUGCUUUCAUCUCCCAACAAACUGCUGUUCCAAAUCAGAUUUUUCUUGAGUAUGGUCUGUUGGACCACUUGUUUGCUGAAUAUUGGACCAUUUGCACGAUGCUGGACGCCACCAGGCCUCCUGGCGUUUUCGGCCAUUUUGUAUCCAGGACAUUGCGACUGAUUCGACGGGACGCCCCAGUCUGACGUCACAGGACGCUAUAUAGGAAGGCGCCCAUUUUGACCAUUUGCUUUUCCAGCUGGAGACCGUGACACGGUUACCAACAUCUGAAGCAUCACCUGGAGAAGAGUCCUGAGUGGAUUUUAUUUAUUCUCUCUCGUUGGCCAACGAACAAUUCAUAAAAGAGGUUUCUGGAAUAAGAAAGCCAGAAAUUUCAUUUUGCUGAUCGAAGACGUGAGCUUAACACGUAACUAAAAAAACACGGAGUUUCAAGGAGACGAAUCGCCACCGUGUUUUGUUCUAGUCGACUUUGAUGGUCAGAUCAUAUUUUCCCUUUUGCCAAGGAGGCC
This is a messenger RNA of Girardinichthys multiradiatus, 2140 nucleotides long. RefSeq names its product gap junction beta-4 protein-like. The transcript has 4 exons. Gene Ontology annotation, cellular component: connexin complex. Lineage: Eukaryota; Metazoa; Chordata; Actinopteri; Cyprinodontiformes; Goodeidae. The coding region runs from base 282 to 1097 and encodes 271 amino acids. Gene Ontology annotation, biological process: cell communication. The record is from RefSeq and is a predicted model, not a curated record.